AUGACAACAGAGAAAAAUAAUUCUGAAAAGGAUGAUUAUGAUCCGUUAGAACAUCGCCAAGUUGAGAAGCCCAAUUCAGACUUAAGAGCUACAGCCAAUAUAAUAAAAGCAUCACUCGGAUCUGGCCUAUUGGCUGGGCCUUUAGCAUUUUCCAAUGCAGGCUGGGGAGUCGGCAUAUUCGGAACAAUUGUGAUAGGGAUUAUAUGCGGACAUUGCAUCCAUAUACUGGUGAAGACAUCACGUGAAUGUUGCAAAGUGGAAAAAAUACCAUCGUUAGGUUAUGCUGAAACAUGUAAAACUGUGUUUAAAAAUGGGCCUAAAGCACUUAGACGAUAUUCUAAAGCUGCCAGUAUUUUCGCUGAAUUCUCCUUAUUAUCCACGUACGUCGGUGUAUGCUGUAUAUAUACUGUUCUUAUAUCAGAUUCAAUCAAGCAGCUGGUGGAUCGCUACGUUCCGUCUGUAAUAUUACCAGUGGAAUAUUACUGUUUAAUUAUAUUGAUACCUCUAUGUUUACUAUGUCAGAUAAAAUAUUUGAAAUUUCUGGCCAUAUUUUCACUUUUAGCAAACAUUUUACUCGUAGCAACCUAUGGUAUAUGUCUGUAUUAUAUUUUUGGAGAUGAAAUAUCCUUUUCUGAUAAGAAAGUAGCAGGCAAUCCAGCACGAUACCCUGCAUUUAUUUCUACAGUUAUCUUUGCCAUGGAAGGUAUUGGUGUAGUGAUGCCAGUAGAAAAUAAUAUGAAAAAACCGAGACACUUCCUCGGUUUCCCAAGCGUCCUUGUGGUGGCAAUGUCCAUAAUUGUAUUCCUUUACGGCACACUGGGUAUGUUCGGAUACUUUAGAUAUGGAGAUGUAUUAAGAGGGUCCAUCACUUUGAACUUGCCGAUUGAAGAAUGGCCAGCAGUAUGUGCAAAAAUAUUUAUAGCGCUAUCUAUUUUCUUCACUUAUCCACUACAAUUCUUUGUAGUUAUCGAUAUAUUCACGAAGUACACUGAGCCUCAUAUAAAAGAAAAAUAUCAAUUUACCACUCAAAUUGUUGCAAGAACAGUGGGCGUAUGUUGUUGUGUGGCUAUCGGCAUCGCUCUACCACUAUUAGAACAAAUCAUUAACAUCGUCGGAGCCUUCUUUUACUCCACACUGGGGCUUAUCAUCCCCGGUAUCAUAGAGACGGUGUUCCGUUGGAACAAUCUCGGAAGACUCAAAUGGAUUUUAUGGAAAAAUCUACUAAUCGUCUUAUUCGGUCUUCUCUGCUUAAUAUCUGGUUGUACCGUUACCAUUAUGGAUAUAAUACAAAUUCUUCAUAGUAAAACAGUAUAA
Molecule: messenger RNA, 1314 nt
Organism: Achroia grisella
Lineage: Eukaryota; Metazoa; Arthropoda; Insecta; Lepidoptera; Pyralidae
Product: proton-coupled amino acid transporter-like protein CG1139
Exons: 8
Coding region: 1-1314 (437 amino acids)
Biological process (GO): amino acid transmembrane transport
Cellular component (GO): vacuolar membrane
Molecular function (GO): amino acid transmembrane transporter activity
Source: RefSeq, a predicted model, not a curated record